Molecule: messenger RNA, 1017 nt
Organism: Symbiodinium sp. CCMP2456
Lineage: Eukaryota; Dinophyceae; Suessiales; Symbiodiniaceae
Source: the annotation of a GenBank genome assembly
AUGUCAAGCCAUGCCGCUUUCCUCCUGGCCUUGCAGCUUUGCUGGUCCGCUGCCGAGCCUCCAAAGCGUUUCUCGAGGCAGGCGCACGACCCAAAGAAGCUGCGCUUCUACGAGUAUCCGGACAUCCAGGCAGCGGCGGCGUUGCCGCAGCUGACACUCAUGUUGGAUCCCGAGGCCGAGAAUUACCGCGAGGUCUACAACGCUUCGUGGCAGGUGGCCAAUGCCCUGCGAGGAGAGCGCUUGGCGGUGGUGAUCCUACCCGCCGACAUGCAGAGCGCCCUGAAAUUCUUCAAGGUGAAAGUCGGCGACCUGCCAACGGCGCCUGCCUCAGUGUUGGGUUCAGCACGCUGCAAGCUGGCCAUGCCGAAGCAGGCGAUGGUCGUGAACUGGACCAACGGGCUCGGCGAGCGCCCGUACCAGUUGUUUCUCCACUCACAAGGGGCUGCCCCUCCGCUGGCCAAAGCUCCACUCCUGGAGUUUUCGCAGCGCUUCCUCCGAGGCGAGGUGCCCCAGUGGCAGCGUUCAGCUCCCGUCGUCUCGGACCCACGGCAGCACAAUGCCCAGGCCGGCGCUCUGGAAAUCGUGGCAUCGCAGUUUGACGAGCUAGCGCUGGACGACGGCAAGGACGUCCUGGUCAUGUUCUUUGCACCUUGGUGCGGCUUUUCCAAGCGCAUGUCGCCGCGAGUGGACGAAUUGGCACGUCACUUCCGCUAUGCGAGACAGCUGUCGAUUCUCAAGAUCGACGACACACAAAAUGAUGUGGAUCACCCGGUCUUGAAGCAAAUGAAGGGGUACCCCUUCCUGGCCUUCUUCCCGGCGGGCAAGAAGAAUGAUGCCGUGCCCGUGCGGGUCAACGGCCGCCUGCUGGGUGACUCGGAAGCUUGGCUCAAGGAGGCAGCGCAACGCCUCCGUGCAUUGGCCACGGUCGAGCUUCUGGAAACGGCGCCUUCCACGGAGCCGGAGGAGGAAGCCUCGGGGCUCCUCACCGAUGCGGAAGAGCGCCUGGAAGAGUUCUGA